AUGUCAUCACGAAGACCAAUAUUAGAAGAAAUCGAUGACGAUGACAUCGAUAAUAUGGACAUGGGCAUUGCUGAGUUCGAUCCAAGUUUAAAGACACCUAUUGCUCCAAAGCGACCAGAACCUUCAAUCGUUCGUUCUCAAGACGCACACGCUAAUGAACCACCAUUAUUCCCACCAAUUCCAACACAACAAUCUCAACCACGUCAAGCUGUUGACCAAAAGAAUAUUGUUGAUCCAAAUUCUUUCAGUCAAGAAGAACGUGAGCAAUUACUGAAAUUCCAAAUCAUAUAUCCAUGUUACUUUGAUAUUAAUCGAUCUCACAAACAAGGUAGACGAGUCAGUAUUGAUCGUGCUGUGGAAAAUCCGCUUGCAAAGACUAUAUCUGAUGCAUGUCGUUCUUUGAAUUUACCUGUUCUUUUGGAAUUGGAAAAAUCUCAUCCUCAAGAUUUUGGUAACCCAGGGAGAGUAAGGGUAUUGUUAAAAGAUGUGUUACAUGGAGGCAAAAUUGUUGAUUCUAGAUUUAAAACUAAACGAGAAUUGUUCAACAAGAUUGCUGACUAUUUGGCCGAGCAUCCUACCACUUUAGACAGUGUUAUCAGUGGUGGAAUUGCCCUUCCGCAAGAAUUCCAAACCGGUGGAUUCAAGCCAGAGGAAAUACCAGUAGUCAAGGGCUUCAAGAUGAACACUAUUGUUCCUGUGCAUUCCAGCUAUACUUUGAAACAUCCAAUGACCAAAGCCAUAUACGAUGCUGAACCUGAUGUUCCUGCUGCUCCUAAGCCAAUUGCUCCAAAACAACCAAAGAAAAAGGUUAUGAAGAUAAGGGGAUAA
Spathaspora passalidarum NRRL Y-27907 is the source of this 828-nucleotide messenger RNA. RefSeq names its product RNA-binding signal recognition particle subunit (gene SEC65). Gene Ontology annotation, cellular component: signal recognition particle, endoplasmic reticulum targeting. The transcript has a single exon. Gene Ontology annotation, molecular function: 7S RNA binding. Lineage: Eukaryota; Fungi; Ascomycota; Pichiomycetes; Serinales; Debaryomycetaceae. The record is from RefSeq and is a predicted model, not a curated record. Bases 1 to 828 code for a protein of 275 amino acids. Gene Ontology annotation, biological process: SRP-dependent cotranslational protein targeting to membrane; SRP-dependent cotranslational protein targeting to membrane, signal sequence recognition.